Messenger RNA from Daphnia pulex (common water flea), 4909 nucleotides. RefSeq names its product proline-rich receptor-like protein kinase PERK12. NCBI's taxonomy places the organism in Eukaryota, Metazoa, Arthropoda, Branchiopoda, Diplostraca, Daphniidae. Gene Ontology annotation, biological process: cell surface receptor protein tyrosine kinase signaling pathway; positive regulation of kinase activity; protein phosphorylation. The transcript has 8 exons. Gene Ontology annotation, cellular component: signaling receptor complex. Gene Ontology annotation, molecular function: transmembrane receptor protein tyrosine kinase activity; ATP binding. The record is from RefSeq and is a predicted model, not a curated record. Bases 854 to 4009 code for a protein of 1051 amino acids.
CAGCAGCAGCUGACAGUUGCAUUUUGGACGAACGCGUUCGGACUUUGGAAUGGUCAAAUCGUGGUGACGAGUGUUGUUGGAGAGAGUCGUCGUGACUGACAAUGUCUGAUUUGGGAAACAACCAACUUGAACUUAUUCUCUUUCUCUGGACACGAGGUGCCAGAGAAAUCGAGGUGGCAACGCUGCGGACCGCCUCCUCGACCGACAAAACUUUUGCUCACCCACCCCUUUCUUCUUCUUCUCUCGGCGCGGGUUUUUCAGUGCUGUCCCAUUGGCCGUUGAAGGAAGACGUCGGUUUCUUUCGCUCUCCACGUGUGUUGCGUGUUUUAAUCUCGUGUCCUGUGUCCUGCUCACGCUCUCCCGCCGUGCAUACGAACACCUGCCCGUUUCUCGACGGACGAUCAUUGUCGCAAGUGACUCGUGUGUGAAUAUUUUCGUUACAAACUGUUUUUGUUUUCCAACAUCGUUCAUUUCGCCGCCAUUGUUUUACAUCGAGGGAUUAAGGAAUUGAAAUCCAUCGACGAUUAUCCGAGAUCAUCAAUAAUCCACAGCUGCAAAAUUGAUUUUCAUCCCAAGGAAUCGAAUUGUUGCUUCAGGUCAUGCUGUCCGGAUUCGUUUGAAUAAGGAAAUCAAAUUACGGCAACCCACACCAAGCGACUACCAGAAAAUUCAUUUCGGCGUCCAUAACGGCCGGCGUUUGUAAACAUCCCGAAGAAAUCUACAAAUCCCGGAACGUCUGUUGACCUCGGGACUGCGGUCAAGACGCAGGGCAACACUUUGCCUUUUUUCUUCUUCUCGCUCAACUAUUCCAACCCAAACACGGACGGGCUGGUCCAUCAACGAUGAUGUUGUGAUGGCCCGAGUGGAUCUAGCCACCGGGCUCUUCCUCUUGUUGGCCUGGUCGACGCUUCUAUUCACCGUCUCUGCCCAUCCGCCACAAAGUUCUUCCUCCUCUGCAGCCGGAACGUCAGCAUCCUUCAAACAAGGCCGACCGGAGUUGGAUCCAUGGCACCGUCACGGGGAGCGAUUUGAUGACGAGGACUUGGAUCUGGUGCAAGAUGAUUGGUCGGUCGGAUUCGGUCGCCGGUUGUCGGUGAUCCAGCGGAGACAGGGGUCAGCGCAAGAACAAUUCAAGGCGCAACUGAGGCCCAAGGCGGAAGCAACCAGUACGACAACCACCACAACUACGACGACGACGACCACAACAACAACAACAGCAGUUCCCAUCGUUAUCAAAGCGGAAACUCCCACCGGUAUCGUCCGGUUGAUUCGCAAACGCUUGCCGGAAAAUCGCUCACCAUCACCACUUCUGGCUCCUACUUCCGGCGCUCUCGGCAAAUUGGCCAACGCGACGGUUGUCAACGAAACGGUCCAGCCGACCAUCGGUGAGGUCACUGAAGAAUCUUUUGUUUCGGCCGAGACGGCCAUUGUGGAAACGCGGGAAAGUGUGGCCAAUAAAGUCGCCGCUGCCAACCUGACGGAAUCUCCGCAACAAACGAUCACAUCCUCCACCACAACAACAACGAGUGCACCGACGUCCACCACCACUUUGGCCGCGGUCACAUCAUCGACGACGACGGCCACCACAACAACAACAACUACGGCGGCAGCGGUCACUACUUUAUCACCGUCCAACAAACCUCCUUGGAGGGUGCGGAUGGAGCUCAAUCAAAGUAACCGUCGCGGCCAAUCCACCACUGCCAAACCGACGCUGAUCGCCGUCGAGGCCGCCGCUGUUUCUUCGGCGCUUCCGGAGCAAUCCAUCAGCAAGACAACUUCUUCUUCUCUGGCCGUUCAACAAGAAUUAUUGCAGGAAGUGAAGAAUUCAUCCAACAUGCCGGUUGUUAUCCCGUCCACCAGCACGGCCCCGUUGUUGGAAUCCAGCCAACUGAGUGAGAGCUUCCCGUCCUCGACAGUUGCCGUUGUUGUUACGUCAACGACAAACGCACCCAAUAGCCGACCGAUCCAGUCCAGUCGAAUUUCAAUUACCAGCAGUCUGAGCCCUCCGCCGCCUUCCGUUCUAUGGACUCCAAUCGUUCGACUACCUAUUACCGGAUCGAGAAAUAUUCCGGCUGGAACGCUCAAGAUUCAAAUCACAUCAACCAGACUCCCGCCGUCGCCUGCCACUUCUUCAACUCCCAACCCAAAGUUGCUGGAAUCGGUGGAUUCUCCCGAAUCCGAGUCUGAAGAAGAAGAAAAUGUCGUCAAAACGGCUUUAUCCAGCAGUACGACAUCCGGAAGAAUGUUUCCUUCUUCCACCACCACGAAGCCAACAACUACAACAACAACAACGACCGAAGUCCCAACUACUACCAGCAAAUCUUCGACGACUAGACGGGCUCCACCGACUCCCAUCAUGCACACGCUGGAAGAUAUCCUCCAGCGUCUAGUUCCGGCUAGAGAUCACGACAAUUUCGGUGGUAGCAGUAACCCUUUCCUUGUGCCGCCCGUCGCUUAUUACCCGACAGGGUCCGUCGUGCCCCCGACGGCUGACGAUACCAACGAGAUCGUCUCUAUCGGAGCUCCAGUCUUGCGGGCCAGUACCGGAUCGACUGGGUCAUCCAAGACAUUCAACGACAAUCUUCAACAAGACCGGAAUCACAACGCCAGCGGUAGCGGUGGAAGUAACUGGAACGAUUCGAACAAGGAAAACCAGGCAGCCACCACAUCCAUCUACGUCGUUGGAGUCGUGGCCGUCAUUCCGUUGGCCGGCUUGGUUCUCUGGAUUGUCCGCGUACAGCUUCACAAACGACGAGAGAGAUUGAACGAAUCGGAGACAUCAUCCGAAACGGGUUUCCGCAAGAGAUUACCACCCGUUGCUUUGACGCCAUCCAAACACGCCCGUCUCUUCUACGGGGCCAACGAUAAAGAAGACUUGGUGUCCGGCGCUGUUUCUCUCGGUAAUAGCGGCGGAGGUGGAGGAGCGGGAGGAGGUAAAUCUUCUCCGUCUCCAUCGCCGUGGGAGUUCACACGAUCUCGACUGCGGUUGCAAACGCUCAUCGGCGAAGGUAACUUUGGCCAGGUGUGGAAGGCCGAGGCGGAGGACAUUUGCGGCUGCCAAGGCACUCUCCUCGUGGCCGUCAAGACGGUCAAGGAUGGAGCGGCUGCCAAGGAGAAGCAGGAGCUCUUGCGGGAGAUGAGGAUCAUGCAGCAGGUUGGCCCCCAUCCCAACGUCGUGGCUCUGCUCGGAUGCUGCACGGAGCAAGAACCCUUCCUGCUCAUCAUGGAGUACGUCAUGUACGGCCGGUUGCUGACGUUCCUGCGGGACCACCGGACACAUCAGACGUAUUACAAUUACUCAACGGACAGCGAGGCUUUGACGUCCAGGGAUCUGACCACUUUUGCCUACUGCGUAGCGAAGGGAAUGGAGUACAUUUACAGCAAGGGGGUACGUUUUAAAUCUGUAAACAAAUAUGUUGACUUGCACAUUGUAACCGGAGUUUCUAUUUUUCUUUCGAUAUUAUUUGGGUCAACUACGCCAAACUAUCAGGUGGUGCACAGAGAUUUGGCGGCUCGUAACGUCCUUGUCGAUCACAACAAAUUGUGCAAAGUGGCCGAUUUCGGUCUGUCACGCUCCGUUCGGGACUCGGCUGGCGAGAUGUAUGAGCAGAGGGUCAAGGGCGCACUGCCGAUCCGGUGGAUGGCACCUGAGUCGCUGAUCCAGAGCGUCUUCACGCAAAAAUCUGACAUCUGGAGUUUCGGCAUCCUGGUCUGGGAAAUAGUCACAUUAGGGUCUACGCCUUAUCCGGGGAUGGAAGCGAGGGAGGUGAUGCGUCGCGUCAAGGACGGCCACCGAUUGGAGCGGCCGAGCCACUGCCGGCCGGAAUUCUAUCGGCUGAUGUCACGAUGUUGGCACUCGGAUCCUCAGAGGCGACCCGAUUUUGGCGAACUCAAAUCCGAACUGGGACAACUUCUGGAUGACGCCGAUGGCUAUAUCGAUCUAGACAGUUUCCAAGAGUCCAUCUACGUGCCGCUACAGUCCCCUAGUGACGAAAGCGAAAAAAUCUGAGUCAAAAAACAAUUUUUUUUCUCCUUUUUUUUUAAGUUUUGCUCAUCACAUCGCGUCAUCCACUUCCGCCUCAUUCUUCCUUUAUUAUUAUUAUUAUUUUUUUAUUUUCGCCCAUCCAUCCAUCCCAUCCAUCCCAUUUUUGACUCGAUUUCCAUAUUGUGACGCAAUGCAUGCCCUGCAGUGUUUUCUUAUAUUUUUUUACGGGAGGAAAAGAAAAAUAUGGAUUGUGUUCGUGUCUAUUAACGAACCGCGCGAAACCCAAACUUGGCAGGCCGGUUGCCGCGCUUUUGUUGAAUAUUUAAACUGUCAUUACCAUAUUUUGUGUUUCUUUCUUUUUUAAUUAUUAUUCUUUAUUUUCCCUUCAGUUGUAUUCUGCAGUUUGUUUCGGGUCUUUUUUUUUUCCUCUUUUCAAUCGGAAUGGUGGGAGAGAAAAACAAAAGAAGGACGUUAUUGGAAUGGCUUUUUUACAGCAAAAGAAGUAGAACGUGAAAGAAUCAUCGCCGAUUGUUAUACAUACCGCGAAAGAAUGGCACAUACUCUAAUAUGUAUGUUAAUAGGCUCAUUAAAAGCCAAAAUGGACCGACCCAACUACUUCUUAACUUCCUCGUGUUUUUUGGCGCACGAAGCGGACGACGGCAUAUACUGGGACAAACAAACCACAAGGUACAUAAUGGAAUCCCCCCAGAAUAUUUUUUUCAAAUUACCUUUUCCCACCGUCAAAAAAGCAAAAGAAUUAUGAAACAAUCGCCUGUCUCUGUCAUGGCCCCAUGUCUUCCUUAUUCCGUCUUUCCCCAAAAUUGCCCCGACGUACUUCUUUUGUUUCUUUGUAGGCCUUAUUUUUUAAUAUUACUGAAUAACUGUGUAAUGUUGUACAUAAUAUAAUACGUAUAUCUCGUUCAA